Messenger RNA from Sinocyclocheilus anshuiensis, 1813 nucleotides. RefSeq lists its product as uncharacterized. The annotation marks the transcript as partial. The transcript has 7 exons. The record is from RefSeq and is a predicted model, not a curated record. Lineage: Eukaryota; Metazoa; Chordata; Actinopteri; Cypriniformes; Cyprinidae.
AUGACAGUUGCUUUCAGCAACAUCAGCGGUGAUCCCUGCUACAACUAUGAGUCUCUGGAUCGUCCCUGGAGAGCCAACAAUGAAAGUGGAGACUGGAUUUGUGAUGAAUAUUUCUCCUGGAAUGGCUGGUACCGGCUUUUCUACUAUGGAAUGAACAUCCAGAUGCCAGAGACCUGUGUGGAUUCAUACAGCUGUAACACAAUCUAUAAUCUGUGGCUCAAUGGUCCUCACCCUCAGAUAGAGGAUGAAGAGGUGAUCAGAGAGGUCUGUGUAGGGUCUUAUUGGGGCAUCUGCUGUGAAUACAAGACAAACCCCAUCAGAGUGAAAGCGUGUCCAGGCAAUUACUAUGUCUAUGAACUUGUGAAUCCACAACUCGGGUGUUCAGGAUACUGCACAGAUGUCAACACCAUUUCAUGGCCGGUUUCCACUGUCAGUCCAGAUAUAAUCACUGGAUCCAGCAUCACCUUGAAUUAUGACCCGUGCAAUAACUACAACAUACUAGACAACUACUGGAGAAGCACAUUCAAUUACUGGUCUAUGUAUGGAUACAUCUCUGAUCAUGAUGACACUCGUGAAGAAUGGGAUGGCUGGUAUCGACUCUUUAUUAAUGAGUCGAGUGCUCAGAUGCCUGAGUGGUGUAUAUCCUUCAUGUCAUGUGGAGGUUUUAGUUCUCUGUAUCUUGGUGGCUCUCAUCCUCGUCUAGAAGAUGGAGUUGUUACUCGUGAAAUUUAUGGCUCUCACCAUGCUCAGUGCAAUUACUACAGAUCUGAACCAAUCCAAGUCAAAGCUUGUCCUGGAGAUUAUUAUGUCUACAAAUUUACCAGACCAACAAUUUCGAUCCCAGCUCCUGUAUAUUGUGCAGUACCUUUCAGCACCCCAAGUGUAGACCCCUGCUACAGUUACACCAGUCUGGAUGAGCUUUGGAGAGCCACUGACAAUCCUUACUAUAAUAACUAUUACUACUAUGGCUUGUGUGAUUAUAAUGUGGAGUGGAAUGGCUGGUACAGGCUGUUCUACAAUGGUCAAAAUGCUCAGAUGCCAGAAUCAUGUGUUAAUUAUGGCAUGUGUGGCUCUUAUGAGCCACUGUGGCUCAACGGCCCUCAUCCACAGCUGGAAGAUGGAGUGGUCACCCGUCAGGUCUGUGCUUCCACAUGGAGUGACUGCUGUGGAUACACAUCCCACCCUGUACGAGUCAAAGCAUGUCCAGGAAAUUACUAUGUUUAUGAGUUUGUCAAGCCACUGUUUUGUGGAGAUUACUGUGUAGCCAUACGUCAGACCAUCCCAUCAGUGUCUACAUCAACACAGACAAUUCCACCCAUAGAAUCCAUAACUUCACCAAUCACAACCUCUGCUCCCCCUGUUGACCCCUGCUACAGCUACAAUGUCCUGGACGAUCCAUGGAGAUCCACCAACAAUCAACAUUCCUCUCAAAUAAUGUGUGACUCUUGGGUCAGCUGGAACGGCUGGUACCGUCUCUUCAUUCAGGGUCAGAGCGUUCAGAUGCCAGACACGUGUGUUGAGGAGUAUAGUUGUGGCACUAAUGCUCCACUCUGGCUGAACGGAGGACAUCCAGCAGUUGAGGAUGGAGAGGUCACUCGAGAUGUCUGCGGUCACUAUGACAAUGACUGCUGUGCUUUUCUGUCCAAUCCCAUUAAAGUCAAAGCCUGUCCAGGAGAUUAUUAUGUCUAUGAGUUUGUGAGCCCAGUUGGCUGCAGUUUGGCAUAUUGUGCAGAUGCGUGGAACAUAAACAAUACCUACACUACGACAGAGACAACCACAACCGCAGAAACUGUAGCUGAAACCACAAUGACUG